Cornus florida is the source of this 2135-nucleotide messenger RNA. RefSeq lists its product as uncharacterized. NCBI's taxonomy places the organism in Eukaryota, Viridiplantae, Streptophyta, Magnoliopsida, Cornales, Cornaceae. The transcript is spliced from 8 exons. The coding region runs from base 1111 to 1650 and encodes 179 amino acids. The record is from RefSeq and is a predicted model, not a curated record.
UUGUUCCAUUAAAACACUAUAUUCCACUUUUCCAUUUCAAUUUGAUUUAGCCCUAAUUUAUCCAUCUCCCCUUUUGGUUCGUCCCUCAGCCUUCUCUUCCUCUCUGCUAUCUCGAUCUGCUCCGUCUUGAUCUCUCACGCUCGAUCUCCAUUACUUUAGCUCAUCGUAGGCUCUCUCUCUCUCAUCCCUCUCUCUCCACCACCAUUUCUCAGCUGAAGCAAUUCUUCCACCUGCGUUUCAGAGGCCGUUUUUCCAUCUGAAAAACCUCCAUCUAAACGAUCUCAAUCUCCGAUUCCCUAUGAGGUAACUCUCUUCGUCCUGCCCGUCCCGUCCCUUCUGUUUCAUAGAGUUAUCCGGCGAUAAACAAGAUGGAUCCCCUAGUUCAGUCACUAAGUCAAUAGUGUAUCCGGUGAACAUCACAUUCCCCCUUCCCUAACUGGUGUAGCAAGUGAACCCCCAAUUAACGGAAGUACCUCAAUUUCAAAUUCUCUCUCUUCCCCUCACGGAUCCUACUCAUCCUCUCUCUCUUGUUGUCUAUUAUAUCCAUUGACUUCAAAGCCUCGAUUGCGAUCGUUUCACAUUUCAGGAAGGAUAAAUAAUAAGUUAACAAUGAAACGAACGGUUAGUGAAGUGGAAAAAGUGAGUGAACAAAAUACCAAAGCUUCAACUUCAAAAUCAUCCCAACCACCGCCGAAGAAGAGACGGGGUCCAACACGAUGCAAAAAUAUCAUAGACGCGAAAACCUUAUUACCUUUAAGGGUUAAUAAGUUUGGACAGCCGAUCGGUCCUGGGAGUGGUACAUAAACUAAUUAUCUGGGAACACUUGCCCGAAAGGGUGAAUUAGCUCCUUUGUGCUACAAAACUUGGUGGGAGAUGCCUAAACAGCUGAAGGAGGAUAUGUGGAACAUUGUAAAGGGAAAAUAUGAUGUGGGAAUCAUGACAAAACAGUGGACAAUAUCCUCCAUCGAAAAAAAAUAGAAGGGGUACAAGUGUGAGUUAAAAAAUCAAUACUACUCAGUUAGGGAUACAGAUGAAGAAAGAUUGGCAAACCUACCACCUAAUGUUGAAAAGGAGCAUGGGGAAUUUUUGGUUAGGCAUUGGGGUACGCCUAUGGCGAAGAAGGUUAACAAAAAAAAUAAAGAACGUCGUGGGAAGCAGACAAUGAUGCAUACUACAGGGACAAAAAGCUUUGCACGUAUUUCUGCCGAGAUUGAGGAAGACGAAGGUAUUCAGCUUUCUCGUGCAGAUUUAUUCAUCCGCACACAUGUAAAUAAGGAUGGCAAAGCUACUGAUGCUGCUGCUUCGGAGAUGAUUGAAAAUAUAAGAGAACUUCCAAAAAGUUACUCUGACUCGCCUAUUGGCAGCUCCAAUGAUUUGUUCUCCAUUGUGAGGGGAGAAGAGAGAACUGGUCGUGUGCGGAUGCUUGGCUUCGGGCCUACACUAAGCGAUGUUUGGGGGCCCUCUCCUAGUAAAGCUGAACUGAUUAAUAAUGCUAAAAAAUCUCAGGAGGAGGCACGCGCUACACAUGUAGAGUUGCAGGAGACGAUUUCAAAAAUGCAAGCCGACUAUGACAACAAGUUGGAAAAUUUACGAGCCAACUACGACGACAAGUUGGAAAAUUUACAACAACAGGUGGCUAUGUUAAUGUAGAUGCAACAACAAAAUUAUAGUGGACAGGUAUAUUUAUUAUUAGUUUUACUAUUUACUAAAUAUAUGUUUACUUAUGCCAAGAUUUCAUGUAUUUUGUUUUGUUAUUUUGAAGGAUUCUGAUUCUUUAAAUGCUCCUCCUAGAGUAUCCCCAAAUCCAUUUUCUAGUCGUGAUGCCAAUUCAGUUAAGGUUAUGAAUUUUUAAUUUCUCUUAUAUAUAUGUUAAAUUUUUAUUUAUUAUAAUGUGCGCUUAAUGAAUUUAUAAAAAAUGUGGGGUAAUUCAAAUCAAAUGGGCAAGAAGACUUGUUGAAGUUGAAGAUGGGGUCGUGGCUGUGCUUUUUGAAUUUCCUUCGCCUUGGAUGGGUUCUUUUUGAAAAACUUGUACUACAUUUGUUAAAAAUUCUUAAUUCUUUUUGUGUGACAUUUAGUACCUUUAUCUAGACAAUUUGGAUGGUAUUUUCAUAUUGACAGGUUAACUUGUGGUUGUA